AUGAGCAUAAACAUUCACUCUGAUUCUAAAUUUGGUUUAACUAACGCUUUUAGCGUGAUUUCAACAUUAUGGCAUAUACAACAGUCUAUGCUUUCUCGAAUUAAGGAAAGAAGUCUGUUGAGAAUUGUUCUUGAAAAAGAACUUUCAGAAAUAUCUUUAUUUUUGCUGUCAAGUUGGAAUGUUUAA
Molecule: messenger RNA, 186 nt
Organism: Clunio marinus
Lineage: Eukaryota; Metazoa; Arthropoda; Insecta; Diptera; Chironomidae
Source: the annotation of a GenBank genome assembly